Messenger RNA from Emiliania huxleyi CCMP1516, 831 nucleotides. RefSeq lists its product as hypothetical. The record is from RefSeq and is a predicted model, not a curated record. The annotation marks the transcript as partial. NCBI's taxonomy places the organism in Eukaryota, Haptophyta, Isochrysidales, Noelaerhabdaceae. The transcript is spliced from 4 exons.
UCGGCCUCAGUGGCGCGUGUUCUCACCAGAACAGUGCCUCCGCGGCGCUGCGGCGGCGCCCGAAAGGCCGAUCCGACCCGGCAGCCCCCCGGAGCGUGCAUCCAAGCGUCCGCCACCGCCGGCUCAGCCCCGGCUCGACAUGACUCUGGCCCGCGCGGGGUCGCCGACGGCGCCGAGUCGGCGCCAGAGGCACGCCCGGCGGCCGGAUGGUCGCCUCGAGCGCUGAGCGGCUGCCGCCACGGUCACUUACGCUCGAGUUGCGCCAGGUGCGCCUCUCGGUGGCCCGGCGCGGCCGCACGUGCUCUCUGUAGAUGUCUGCUCUCACUCGACGGCAGCGCUCGCACGACCGACGUUCUUCCUCCUCUGCGGCCUCGCUCGGGCCCGCUCGUCGACACGCGCAACCAGCAGACGCCCGUGUCGGAGCUUCUGUGCCGGCUUGGAGCUUCCAUCGCUGAUGGGGGUGCGGCUCUGUCCCGGCGGCUCACUCAUCGAGCACCUCACGGCUGCGCGGCGGCUCACUCAUCCGCACCACCGCGACCGGUUGCAAACAUCGCCCUCAACAUCCGCUUGCGCCUCACACGUCCGGGGGCAGUGUCGCGUGAGCCACAGCUUAGCACCGACGCCAGGCUCUUAGCUGUUAGCUCUACGUGUACGUGUGUGUGUGGUGGGGGGGGGAGGGCGGCGUAGUCAAAAGAAAAGCCUCAGUCGAGAGAGGCUAGUAGCCCCUUCGAGUGCGGGCUCCGUACCCGUCUUGUCCUGGCAUAUCAGAGAGGCGAAUGGGACAGGGGUUGAAGGGGUACUUGGUACCCGGCCCGUUUUUCGCGUUUCUCU